AUUGCGCAAUGGCUGCGCAUGCAAGCGUGUGUUGCUGAUUGUUGUGCAACUCGAAGAUCGGCGAGUAAAUAAAGAACUAUCGAAACGUCAUCUCGCAUUAACCAACGACAAGUGCCAUCUCAUGGCUGCGUCAGCCGCCGUUUCAGAAAUCCCUCAUCCGUGGGCAAGAGACACUCGUUUGGCGCCAUGUUCACUAAGCGACGUCAUGGACGAAGAACUGGCAAGUGAACUACAGAAAGAAGAAGAAGAAACCGUCUAUCAUCACGAAACCGACACAACAGAUGUAAGUUUCGACACAACAAGCGAAGCAGACACGAGUAACGACGCUCUGGUCGCUCAACUUCUUCAGUUAGAGUUUGAUCGUGAACAUGAUCGCCACUUGAAGGCGCAAGAAAAGCACGUGAAUGGCAACAGCAAAGUGAGCAUUUCCUUAGCCAACUACAGAUCCGUCCAUCCCUCACUGGUCGAUGAGGAUGAUGAAUGGGAAGUGGAAGAGGUCGAGGUGAAGAGUGUGCCCAAGGCGCCCACCAGUAGUAACAGACGUGGGAGGAGGAGGCAUAAACCUGGCACUCCUACUAAGCAUGAUCCCGAGGUCUGCGGUCGUCGUAAUAUCGAACGAAUCGAGAGUUUUCCUCCACAUUUUUCUGCUGGCGACGUGACGUCACCACAGGACGACUUUCGGUUACCCAAUCACGUGUACACAGUGCUGAAACAGCAUUCGAUCAAAGAAGAGAGGCAGAGUCAGAGGAUACACGAGAAGAAGGAGCACUCGACACAGAACGUGUCGCUCGAUCCGAACACACGACUCGUGUUGUUCAAGUUUGUCAACAGUGGGAUGCUUACUGAAGUCAAUGGUUGUAUCAGUACGGGCAAAGAGGCCAGCGUGUUUCAUGCAGUAGGAGGCAGUUGUGAAGACAUGGAGAUUCCCGGUGAGUGUGCAAUUAAGGUAUUCAAGACGACGUUGAACGAGUUCAAAACGCGAGACAAAUACGUUAAGGGCGAUCAUCGAUUCAAAUCUCAAUUUAGCAGACAGAAUCCACGAAAGACUGUGCGACUAUGGGCAGAGAAAGAAGCAAGGAAUCUGUUGAGAAUCGAGAAAGUAGGCAUUCCUUGUCCGAGAUUGGUUAAACGUCGUGAUCACGUGAUUGUCAUGAGUUUUAUCGGACAAGAUCGACAGCCAGCACCUCAGUUGAAGUACGCAAAUCUGAAGGGCAGAGAUAUGUCAGAAGCAUACAGUCAAUGUGUCGACAUGAUGAAGCAGCUGUACGAAGGUUGUAAGCUAGUACAUGCCGAUCUCAGCGAGUUUAAUCUUCUCUGGCAUCGUGACACUCUAUACGUCAUUGAUGUGAGUCAAGCUGUCGAUCCUUCUCAUCCCAGUGCACUAAGCUUUCUCUUGAGAGACUGCAGGAAUGUUGUUAAAUUUUUUCAAACGGAAGGAGUUGAAGAUGUCAUGCCCGUUCACGAAUUGUUCAACUACGUGACUGGCCUGGAGAUGGAAGCCGGUGGAGAAGAAGCUUUGGUUUGUCAAGCAAAACUGUUCAAUAGGAGACAAGCAAGAAUAGAACAGCAGAGAGAAAUGCCUCGGUGUGAUGACGAAGUGGGUAAUGAAGGUUUUUGCACAUAAUUAGAGACGGAAUAAUUGGCUUGGUGACCGAGUCUAAUUGUGUAGUGUAGUUUGGUUGUUACUGUAUCUGAUGCGAUGUACAUGUAUGUAUUUGACAAUAUGUAUUACAGUAUUUGACAAUAUUAUGUCACUUGUAUUUGUUGGUUGUUAAAUGAUACUUGACUUGCUUUAACGGUUUC
Messenger RNA from Corticium candelabrum, 1803 nucleotides. Its product is annotated as serine/threonine-protein kinase RIO3-like. The record is from RefSeq and is a predicted model, not a curated record. Lineage: Eukaryota; Metazoa; Porifera; Homoscleromorpha; Homosclerophorida; Plakinidae. Gene Ontology annotation, molecular function: protein serine/threonine kinase activity; ATP binding. Bases 122 to 1624 code for a protein of 500 amino acids. Gene Ontology annotation, biological process: protein phosphorylation. The transcript has a single exon.